CACAAAUCAGACUUUCACAGUUAGAGGGAGUCUGUGGCACUGAACCAGCAACAGGUGAGGUAUCAGUACUGUGAAAGAUGACUGCCACUGUCCUGAAAGACAAGAAAGUGACCGUUGUCACUGGGGCGACUGACAAUAUGAGAAUCUCGCCAACACUGCUGUGUCAAAUCUUGAAGAUGAUUUUCUGUCCUCCGUGCAGCUCGGUGCUCAAGGGGCUGCUGCAGACAAAUGUUACAACUGCUCUCGGGACUGUACAGAUCAUGGUGGGCCUGUUCAGCAUUGGACUUGGCCCAGGACGAAUGGGCAUCCAUGCUGAGGAUUUUGCUGGUACUGAAGUUGUUUGCUGGCUAGGUGGAGUGUUCAUCGCUGCUGGCAUCAUGUCCAUUUUCGCUGGCCAACUGCCCACUCUUGUCUUGGUGGGAUUUGCCAUGUUUCUGAACAUUGUCGGAUCGGUCUUUGCCAUUAUUAGCAUUGUUCUGCAUGGCAGAGACCUGGCAGGUCCCUCUGUCCUCAGCUUAUGUGACCGCUACGGGACCGAUGCUGGUAAUGACGAUGACGCCUGCAGAACAGUGGCAUCCUAUGCCCAGAAUAUGUUGACGGCCAUUGACAUCACAUCAAUUACUCUGGCUACUCUCCAGCUGAGUGUCAGCAUCAGCUUUGUUAUUAUGGCCGUCAAAGCUUUGAUCAAUAGGAAGAAGGAAGAGCAGGUUGAUGAAGAUGAUGAUGUUCUCCAACCAGAGAUGAAGGAUGUCCUCGUGACCUGUCCUGAUGUUUAAAAUAAUUUCAACAAAACACAUGUGUGCACGAGCAUGAUUAAGCAUCACAUCACUCACUGUAAUCAGAAAACAAUCAAAAGCACAUUAUAUUACAAAAAUUACCAGUCUUUACUUUUCAAAUUGUGAAUGUGGAUAUUAGAAUCAGGAGAUUUCACUGGGAGUAAACUUGUUA
This is a messenger RNA of Scomber japonicus (chub mackerel), 948 nucleotides long. RefSeq lists its product as uncharacterized. The transcript has 7 exons. Gene Ontology annotation, cellular component: membrane. Bases 78 to 776 code for a protein of 232 amino acids. The record is from RefSeq and is a predicted model, not a curated record. NCBI's taxonomy places the organism in Eukaryota, Metazoa, Chordata, Actinopteri, Scombriformes, Scombridae.